Molecule: messenger RNA, 7075 nt
Organism: Osmia bicornis bicornis
Lineage: Eukaryota; Metazoa; Arthropoda; Insecta; Hymenoptera; Megachilidae
Gene: ASPP
Product: probable serine/threonine-protein kinase yakA
Exons: 11
Coding region: 1394-5107 (1237 amino acids)
Biological process (GO): regulation of apoptotic process
Cellular component (GO): nucleus
Molecular function (GO): p53 binding
Source: RefSeq, a predicted model, not a curated record
GGCCACGCAACUCCACGCCGGACAUUCCGCACGAAAGUUGCGACCAUCUAUCCCGCGUUACUUCGCGGUACACUUUGUUUCCGGUUACUGGCGUGUGUUCGCAACGGUGAGUCCGUGUCGCGGUGCUCAUCGAUCGUUGUUGGAUGUGUGAUCGCGAACAAGAAAGCAGCAGCAGGAAAGAUCAACAGUCAGGAGAUCGCGUCGCCGCUCGUCCAUGUGUGCGUCUGUCUGUCCGUCCGUCCGAUCGUUGUGUGUAUGUGUGUAUAACGCGCGCGCCCCCCUCGAUGCUUGUGUGAUACCUGUACAUAUAGCGUGUACGAUCAAGCGGCCAAGCGUGCGUGUAUAGCGGCUCCACUUCUUUCUCUCUUCUUCUAUCUUCGCGUAUCCUCCGCGUUCCGUGCGCGUGUUCGUGAUUGGUCGGUGCGUGGCAUUUUUAAAAAGUCGUCCUGCUUCUGUCCGUUAUAACCAAGAGAUCCGGGCAGCGGCGAUGUCGCGAAACCGCGAGUAAAUCGAUAUCUCGAUCCGUGUCGAAAUAAUGUCGAUCCACAGUGACGCCAGUUUGCAAGUUUCUUCGAUUACCCGCGACACAAUCGUGAUCGUACCUUUCUGGUAAUCAACGUUCACGGUUUCCGCUGCUUUUUCUCAUACUCGCGACAACGGAACGGUUCAAACAGACACCGCGAGGGCACGCAUGAGAUCCGUCCAGGAGAGGAACGGGGAAUUCUUCGCCGCACUUUCGUCGAAACAGCGGAAAAUUCGAACACGCUGGAAAACCAUUCCGACUCUGCAACGAGCACUCCCGUUGACAGAUAAAAUACGAGAGGAAGGAACGAGAAGAGGAAAGAGGAAAGCGGUGCAAAAAACGAAAACGGCGCUAGUUCCUUUUUGGAACGCCCCGCGUCGCCCCCUCGAGUGACAUAUGCGUGUGGCGCGCAGAUUCCUUGCCAAAGAUAAGUCGCGGCAAAUAAGAGUGACAGAAAGUGGCUGAAAUUCGAAAAUAGUAUCUGGAUCUGUACGACUGGAAGUCAAAGGAAGAAGGGGAGAAAGAAAAGAAGAAAUAACAGCCACGCUGAUUUUCUGAUCUCUCUUCGGAGGUGCGCCGUACAGUUCUCCGUUCGUGCUGGUGGAGUGUGGUGCCUCGGUGUGUCGUAUAGUUGUGCCUUCGUCCGGGGUGAGGUUAGGAUCGUGCAAAAGAGCGGUGGAGAGUGGGCAAGGAAUAAACUGCGACACCCUGAUUAAGUGCAAACCGGACAAAAUAUCGAAGCAAGGGGACAGCAUCAUUCAAAGACGAGAAGUCGCUCGAAAUCUGCAAGAACUGGAUCACACGGGCGACUCGAGAAUUGCCAAAAUUUUGCCAGUUUAUAAAAAAGGGGGACGCACCGACAGAGAUGGCAUGAGGGACGGUUCCGGCAACGUUGCCGAGGUGUUACCAGUGGGCGGGGGUGGUGCUGUGCUGGUGCUCAGCGAGCUUGAAAGCAUGGCGGCCAGGCAGCAGCGGGAAAUAGCCCAGCAAAGGAGGCUGCUGGAGCAGAGAGAGGCCCGUCUGGCCGUGCUUCGAGGCGCACAGGAGCCAGCACAGCAGGAACAACUCGCCAGAUUGAGGCACAGGCUGGACCAACAACAAAGCAAACUGAAUCGGUUGCGAUUGCUUAGAUCGCAGACCGAUCAGUCGCGUGCCAACAACGCCACUUUGACCUCGGACCUGGACUGCAUUAGGGCGUUGUUCAAUGAAAAGGAAAAGGAGCUUUCUCUGGCUGUGGCGAAGGUGGAAGAGCUGACGCGACAACUGGAGGAGCUACGAGGCCGACAGAACGCUGCCGGGACCGGAAGCGGAGGCGGAGGUGGCGGAGGUGUCGGUGGAGGAGGCGUUGGCGGUGGCGGCAGUGGACACUUGUCGACACCCGCCAGCGCCGAGCUGGAAAAGCUUAGAAGAGAGCUUAUGUAUCGUAACAAGAUGAACGAGCAGCAGAACCAAGUGGUGUCCCAGCAACGAUUGGCCUUGGCGCAGCGACAAGCGGAAAUGGCGUCGAUCGACGCGAGGAUAGCUCAGCUUCAGGGUCGUCUACAGCGCAAGAGAGCGUUAAACCAACGGCUCAGCCAACAAUUAGGAUCCGGGAAUCGUACCAACGCGAACACCGCCUUCGCAGACUCCAAGUUGGACUUCAACGCCGGAGGGAAGUCCAGACCUGCUGGUAACAUAGCGGCCAUCGAACCCUACUCUCAUAUACCGAACGACAACGAUUUCAAUCUGAACAAGAAUGACCCAAAGUAUCAGACGUUGCCGUACAACACGAAAUUUACGGUCAAUUUCAAAACUGCCGAGGAUGACGUUAAUAAGAACAAGAUUCAACAUUCAGCCAGCGCUUCACAAUUGGGUCAAAGGGCAGCCUUCCAACAGUUUGGUCAUCAGAUCGCUCAUAGCCAGUCUCAGUCGCAUAUUCAAGGUCAGUCUCAAUUACUAGGGACAAACCAGCAGCACAACCAAAACAUCGGAAACCAACCGGUGAACAUGCAGCAGACUUGCAAUAACAAUAACAACAACAACAACAAUAACAAUAAUAAUAAUAACAACAAUGCGAACAACAAUCUGAUCAGCUCGCCUCAUAACUUUAGCCCGGAUGGACUGUCGCAGAAUAUCCGGAUUCACCAUCAGCAACAACAGCAAACACAACAGCAACACGGAAACGUACAACAAAAGCAGCACAACGUAGGCUCGUCGACGUCGAAUCUCGGUACAACAGUGUCCAUCACGCAAACUCAGAACCAUAGAAACCUUCAAACUCAUCAGAAACCGGUGUCCAGCGUGGCUCCAAGUUUCUCCGUCAAGUCUCAGAUCUAUCAGACCUCAUCCACCAAGAUUCAUCCAGUCAUGCCUCAAACGUUAAGUCUGAUAGGUCGUGGACACACAAACGCGCAAAAUUUCGCCAGUCUGAGCAAUCAGAAUGCUAAUCAGCAACAGUCUAACCAAUCGGUUCCAAGCAAUCAGACGUCGAACCAGGAACAGCAAACCUACGCCUCCAGACACAAUUAUCCUGGCAUCCAACAGCACUCCACCCAAGCGAACACCCACGUAUCUUCCUCGGUAGUCUAUCAGUCUCAAAAUUCACCUAAUCCACCUAACAAUCCAACGAUUCACACCUCAUCCGGUGGAAGUAGCUUCGGUAACUCGGUCCAGAGGUAUAACCAAACGCAACCCUUAACAAGUCCUGUGUCUAAUAACGAACAGACCGACAAGAUGAAGUUCGAGCAAGGAAAAUGUCAGGAUAAGUUCGAACACGCGUUGCCAGCUAAACACGAACAGCAGAGGUACGAGUCUAACCCGGUGUUCAAGUACGACCCCCAUCAGAUGAAGUACGAGCAUCCAAAGUACGAUCAACACGGGAAGUACGAGCAGGCUAAUCAACCGGCGAAACUUUACGAGCAAUCUAACAAGCACGAACAGACUGGUAAUCAGACGAACAAAUACGACAACGGGAAGAUCGAGCAAACGAAGCACGAGCAAAUUCACGGGGUUAAGUACGAUCCCAAUCAGAAUACUCAACAGUACGGUAAACACGAUCAGCACGAAGUGAGGCCUUCUGUAAAAUACGAUCACAACGCACCGUUUAAACUUGAUCCAUCGAAUAAGUACGAGACUGCAGGGCAACAGUUCAAGCAGGAACCGGUAAAGUUCGAUAAUAGUCAAAGCAAGUACGAACAGGGCCCUACCACGAAGCACGAGCACAACGGGAAGUUUGAUAUUCCGACAAAGGCGUCCGAUAAAACGUUCGAGUUCGAUAGGCUGAAGAACGAGAACGAAAGGAAGAGUCUGAACGAGAUAAGAGGAGAGGAUAAGACGAAACCUGCGCUACCUCCCAAACCGAGCAAACCUAAUCCUCCGCCGAGACUGACCCAUCAUGAAAAAGUGGACGCUGCGGAUGGAAUUGGAGAUGGCAAGAAUAACAUGGGGAUCAGUCCUAGGACAGAGAAGGAAGAAGAAGUACCACCGAUACCCACCUCGGAACCACCUGAAUCGCCCACGGAGACUCAAUUCGCGAACCAUCAAAUCAUCAAGGCUAGACCUCUGACCCUGAAGAAGGCCCCGAUCUCCGAGCAACCAAAGCUGCGUUACGCCAAGUCGAAUGUCCAUGUGUCGAUAAACCGACGGAUUGAGAUGCCACCGGCGUUCCUCUUCCCCGAGACCGAAAUUCCAGCUGACCUGAUGCAAACGGAGCAACAACAGCAACAACAGACCCAACAGCAACCACAGAUCAUCGACACGACGGACAAUUGUAAGAAGCUGAUCAACGAGGAUGUUAUCAGUAACGAGAAGCUCGAAGAGGCAGACAUCAUCGACGCGUUGAACGUCAUCAACAUCGAGGACAAGGCAAAGAAGGAUUCCGAGAGACGAACAACGGAACUGGAAGUAGACGGAAAGAGCAACGAGGUGAUGAGGAGGAAGAAAGGGAAUCUAAAGUCCAGUACAGGAAAAGCAAAUCUUUCGAGGAGGGUGUCCUUCGAUCCUCUGGCUCUUUUGUUGGACGCCAGCCUCGAAGGAGAGCUGGAACUGGUGAAGAAAACCGCUAAAGAGGUGGCGAAUCCUAGUUCAGCGAACGACGAAGGCAUCACGGCGCUUCAUAAUGCUAUUUGCGCCGGUCAUCUGGAGAUUGUUAUGUUUCUCGUUGAAUUCGGGUGCGACGUGAACGCCCAGGACAGCGAUGGCUGGACCCCGUUGCACUGUGCCGCGAGUUGUAACAAUCUGUCGAUGGUGAGGUUCCUGGUGGAGCAUGGAGCUUGUAUAUUCGCCACCACUCUCUCAGAUCACGAAACAGCCGCAGAGAAGUGCGAAGAAGACGAGGAGGGCUUCGAUGGCUGCUCAGAAUACUUGUACAGUGUUCAAGAGAAGCUCGGCAUAAUGAACAACGGCCAAGUAUACGCGGUGUUCGAUUACGAGGCACAGCACAGCGAUGAACUGACGUUAAAAAACGGUGAUUCUUUGGUUGUGCUUCGAAAGGGGGACGACAACGAGAGGGAGUGGUGGUGGAGCAAACUGGGACACAAAGAAGGCUACGUACCUCGGAAUCUACUUGGCUUGUAUCCAAGGGUGCAACCGGCUAAAGUGGACUGAGACGCAGGUCGGCCAGCGAACUCGCGAUAUCCGACGAUUCAUUACCACAGUAUUCGAUUCGCAGCUUUAUCUUGUUAAGUAUCAUAGUUACAUCGUCGCGUCACGAAUCGUUAUCUUAUUUAAUCGCGCCCCAUUGUCAUCCUGAACAAAGCGAACAAAAUGUUCUAUAUAUAUAUAUUAUAUAUAUAUAUACAUAUGGUUUUUUAUAUUUUGUAAGAUGAAAUUGCAUAUUGCUAAACGAGCCCGGAUCAUGGGUUGUUGUAAGUUAUUCUCGUUGACCCUUUCGCUGUUGACAACGCAUAUACACGUCGAAAAUCGACUGAUUAAAUAUUAACCCUCGACUGGUGGCACCAGGUCAAUCGUGACACAAACCUUUGAAUGGUAUGUUGAAGAAGGUAAAUGUAAUUGUAAAUGUAAUUGUAACAGUCUUGUACACACAAUCAUCAAUCACAAGAAAACACAAACUUUCCUUGAGACCAUUAGAUUAAGUAUUAAAUAAAUUAUUUAUCAAGUUUAAGCAGUCGAUUUGCGACUAUCACACAAUGUUAUCCUCAACCAAAGGGUUCAAGGGUUAGACCACUCGUUCGUAUUUGAGAAAGAAUCGUAUAACUCAGCGUGACGAACGAUUAGAAUGUAAAUUAAUUAGCACGAGCGGUAUACUAAAAUUAAACAACACGCGCAAACUUUGAUUGCUCUCACACUCGCCGUAUUACAUCUUCGCAAAUGUGUAACACAAAUCGUAUUAGGAGAAGAAUAAGAAAAAAAUUAAUGAAAUAGGUACUCGCUAAUUUUAACUAGAAUAAUUUACAGCAUACGACUCCGAUGUUCCACGAAAUUAUUUAUCGUUGGUCAGUUCCUUCAAUGAAACGGUACAAAAAGAGAUUUUUAUUAUUUGUCGUAACCCCGCUUUUAGAUUAACAAUCUGCGAUAAUUCAGGGUUGAAAUGUUUUAUUUCGGUAUUCAUUGAAGUGAAGAUUGUUUAAGCAGUUUCUCUUCUUGAAGUUGAGGUAUUAUUUUAAAAAAUAAUCUUAAUUAGUUGCAAAUGUUGAAUUUUAAUUGCUGUACAUCAAUUUACAUCGUUUCUUUUCACGAUUAGUCAAGAAAAAGAUCGUAAAACAUUUUAAAUGAUCCUUUUUUAAUUCUCGAGGGACUUUUUAACUUUACUUGAAACGUUUAAUUUGUUUCACCUAAAUGUUUUUAUUUAGAUGAAGUCAAAUUAUUGUUACGAGCAUUGUUACGUUUAGUUGUCAGUGAAAUUUUCCAAAUCCGACCAGAUUGAUUUCGGAUUUCGAAAAUGUUCCUAAUGAUGUAUAGUAUAAUCUUGCCAAUACGCACUUUAAAACAAUUUCUAAGGAACGCGCGAACAGAAAUUGUAAAGAAUUACGAUAAUGGUAAUUAAUGACACGAAUGCCUUUAAACGUUUCUUCUUUUUCAUAUUUUUCUUUCUCUUCCGAGCAAUGCCACCCCAAUGGUUCGAGAAUCUCCAAUAAAAUGACUUAACACACACUUGACUAGACUUGUAUAAUUAAUAAUUAUUGCCUAGGACAGAUUCAAAUGUUUAGAUUAGAAAGAUUCUGAGCGCGUCAUUGUACUGUUAAAAAAAUGUGUACAGAUAUCUGAAAGGUAUUAACACGGCCUCAGAACAUUUCUGAUAUUCACUUCGUAAAUAAAGUAUGUGCCUUUCAAGAAGUAAUAAUGGAUAUAUUAUGUAAGAAUGCAUGAUAUAUUAUGACGAAUAAAUUGUUUUUAAUAGAAAUCAUUUAUGCUGAUAUUUGCGUUUAUUGUCAUGAAAAUGUACAGACGAAGUCAACGAUACUAACGAAGUAAGUAAUCGUCCGAUAAUAUUAACAAAAUACACAGGAGGUACGUUAAGGAACGAUACAAAUUCUAUAAAUAUCUUAAAAUCAAAAGUGGUUUCGUCCACUUUGAGUUAUCAGAAAAAAAAAAAAAAAUAAGUUAAUUUGUACU